This is a messenger RNA of Cryptococcus deneoformans JEC21, 1443 nucleotides long. RefSeq lists its product as hypothetical. NCBI's taxonomy places the organism in Eukaryota, Fungi, Basidiomycota, Tremellomycetes, Tremellales, Cryptococcaceae. Bases 48 to 1271 code for a protein of 407 amino acids. The record is from RefSeq and is a predicted model, not a curated record. The transcript is spliced from 4 exons.
CUCACUUCUUCAACGAUUCACCCCGCAACACCAUACCAACAGCUAACAUGGACCCUACCACCCAAGCACGUCCCGCAGAUGACUUUUUCAAAUCCACAGAGCCAUCGCAUGCUGUCCCUGCUCCAGUCCCCACUCCCGCAGACAUCAACAACCAGCGACAGCAGCAGCAGCAACAGCAACAAAAUUCUGCACCAGAGGCAACUGGCAUUCGUCAAAGGGUGAAUAAGCUUUCGCACUCUGUCGAGGACGCUGCAAGCCACCCUGCUGUCCAAAACGCCAAACAAGUCGCUGUCAACCAGACCAGAGGUCUUCGAGAGAGGCUGGGAAAGAGCCCGACCAUUAUGAAACUGGAGAGGCGUACUGGCAUCGACAGGGUCGCCCUUGUAGGUGGUGGCGUUCUGCUAUACAUUCUCCUCAUCCCUGUCAACAUCUUCCAUCUCGCACUUCCCACUACCCAGCUGUUGACAGUUCUUCCUGCUGCCUACCUUUCAGCCCAAGUGCUCGACUCUUCCGAAAGUAGUGCCAAUGACGAAAAGGUUAAGUCUCUGCUUUCCUUCUUUGUGGUUCUCGGCUGCAUCCAAACUCUUGAGAGCUUGAUGGCCGGAUUUUUAGAAAAGAGAAUUCCCCAAUAUUACACUGUGAAGCUCUUGUUCCUUGCCUAUUUGCUUCACCCGAAGACUCAGGGCGCAAAGAAGAUCCACGAAUCUGUCUUCCGCCCCUUAAUCAAGAACCGCGACAGCCCUUUGUCCCCAGCCAAAGUUUAUCCCAGCUCCACGUCUAAAACCGAUGCCAGCGCUACCGGAUCUACCAACGAUUCAGUCCCCUCUCGCGGCGAAGGCACUGGCACACCACCCACAAGCAGAUCAUCCAACUCCAACAUCGCCUCCAGCCCUAUUCACUCUAACAACCCUUUCACAUCCGACGACUCUUCUCCCAAGGCGGUCCCCCAAACUACCUCUGCUACCAGCCCUCCCGAUUUUGACCGUAACUUUGGCGCUCUUUCUUCUACUUUUGCCUCCAGCUCUGGCUCUGAGAAUGUUACCGGUCACCAAGCACCUACCCUUGCUCAGUUGCAGGCCACCACUGGAAGCGCCGCUGCCGACUCUUCUUUCCCUCCUCCCCGAGUGCAGGCCCAGCAAGCUCUUGCUCAUGCCGUGCAGGACAGCGGCGUUGACACCACCGAGCCUAUUGACCCUUCCAGGGGGGACGGUAAUGUGACAAUGGCAGAUGCGGAGGGUCAAAAUUUCAGGGUCGUUAAUGAACUCCAUUAAUGGGCUUUCCAUUUGAGAAGCUUCUUGCAUUACAAGGUCAAAAUGACUAUUUAACGAACUUUGAAUUUCCAAGAUUGAAAAUAAAUGACUGUAGCCCCUAGCUCAGGUGGCAUCUUGCUAGCCGCUCUUGCAUGUAAAUAUGUACACGAAAAUGCAUUUGCUCAUCUUGUUA